AUGACAGUUAUAUCUAUCCUUUUCCUGUUACUCAUGGUUUCAAUGUCAAGCCUUUCAAUUGCGUCGCCAAUAACUUGUGAAUUAAAGAGAUACAGUAAGGAAUGCUUCUUUUUAUACAGCGAUCAGGUCAAUGCUACUAUUGAAUUCUACUUCUCUGUUCAACAUGGUGAAAGAAAUGAUGUCUUUAUCAGUUAUUCCAUCAAGGAUCCAGAAAGAAAUUCAUUGUUCAAUAGAAAGAGAAUCAGCCAGAGUGAAUUUAAGUUUCUAGGUGAAGAACCUGGUGAAUACACUGUAUGUUUCAACAAUGAGAGUGAUAAUGACAAGAUUAUUGAUUUAAAGUUUGAGUUAAGUAACUCUAUAAAUGAGUAUGAUAAAAGUUUUGGAAGCUUUAAUACGUGGAAAGAGAAUUUAAAUCCAUUACAAUUCUCGAUAUCUUAUGAGAUAGAUAAUUUAGAGCACCAAAUAUCCAUAUUGUCUUCAAAUUUGGGAUAUUAUAAAGCUAGAAGUCAAAGGAAUAACGAAACUGUCACGUCCAUUAAUAAGAGAAUUGCAGUCACCACAAUAAUAACUUUGAUGUUCAUUAUUGUAGCCAAUAUAGUACAACUGAAAGUAACGAAAUACAUUCUAAACAAAUAUGAUAGACUUCACUAG
This is a messenger RNA of Vanderwaltozyma polyspora DSM 70294, 651 nucleotides long. RefSeq names its product Erp3p (gene ERP3). The coding region runs from base 1 to 651 and encodes 216 amino acids. The record is from RefSeq and is a predicted model, not a curated record. Lineage: Eukaryota; Fungi; Ascomycota; Saccharomycetes; Saccharomycetales; Saccharomycetaceae. Gene Ontology annotation, cellular component: endoplasmic reticulum-Golgi intermediate compartment; COPII-coated ER to Golgi transport vesicle; endoplasmic reticulum. Gene Ontology annotation, biological process: protein retention in ER lumen; intracellular protein transport; endoplasmic reticulum to Golgi vesicle-mediated transport. The transcript has a single exon.